Molecule: messenger RNA, 3965 nt
Organism: Oncorhynchus masou masou (cherry salmon)
Lineage: Eukaryota; Metazoa; Chordata; Actinopteri; Salmoniformes; Salmonidae
Exons: 12
Coding region: 745-3027 (760 amino acids)
Biological process (GO): protein linear deubiquitination
Cellular component (GO): cytoplasm
Molecular function (GO): cysteine-type deubiquitinase activity
Source: RefSeq, a predicted model, not a curated record
GUGUCGAAUGUACGUCGUUCAUGUAUAUAUCCUUAGCAUUAUGCUUGUGUGUAUGUUGGCCAAGAAUCACAUUUUUCAGACCUGAGCUGUCAAGAGUUUCAGACCAAAAUAUGAAACUGUCGUGCGAUAAACUUCCUGCGUAUGCAGCUAUUUUGUCUCGAGCGCAUGCUGCUUGUAACAUUGUAGCAAACAGUUAUUAUUAGUCUGCAAGUUUAGCUGUGCUACAAUGUUGGAAGGAAUAAUAGAUAAGCAUUAUCCGAGCGUUCUCACAACAAAUUAUAUGUAACGUUUUCCAAUAAAUUUACGUCACAACAUUUGUCAUCAAAUCUGAUGGCUCGCUAUACUACACAUUUCUUGCUGUUGGAAGACACACCCUCCACAUUUAUUUAUUGUACUUCCGUGCAUCGGACGGGGUGGCACAAGCGUUGAUCACGCCAGUCAGUUGAAUUGGCUAAACAACAUUCUCACGUUUCGAGGAGCGUCUAUGACAGCCUAGCCGUGAAUGAUACUGUAUGUUGUCUUUUCUGAAAAUGUAUCGAACCCGAAGGGUAAUCGCAGCACCGGAUUGUGGUAAACAAGCAACAUCAAGGACCAACAAUACAUCCUGACGCUACAGUAUGGCCUGGGCUCUCACAGCAUGGAAUUGGGUAGGAACCAAGACUCUGUGGAUUUCAGAGUAACGUUACACCAUUUUACCCAAGACCUACUUUCGAGAGGCAGAGGGUGUGCAUUGUCUAAGUGGGAAUGGGAAACUGGUGUUGUCCUGCUGCUAGUCCCUGUGACAAUGUGGAGGAGAUAAGUGGGUUACUUCAUGGGGGUGUCGAGGUUCCAGCAUCCUCAUCAGAAUGUGGAGAGGUCGCUGGAUUCCACAAUGGUUCCGAGGAAGAUUCUGAAGUGAGGAAAACGGGAGGAGACGAUGCAGAGGACAAUAAAGACAAAGAGGUGGCUGUUGUGACUGUGCAGGUGUGCUGUAGUGUCCCUCCCAAAACCAAUGGAAAGGAAGACAUUGCCCAGCCCCAGACUAUAGAGAAGAAUGGACUCCUCCAGACAGAAGACAGACAGGCUGAGGAGCCGUCUCCCAACACAGGCACUGGACUCAUAGCAAACUCCAUCCUUACAGCACUGGACAAAAGCAUUGAGGAUACAGCCACAGAGAGCACAAAUGUAGAAGCUCAGAUAUGCACUUCAGAUCCUCCCCAGGGUCCCCAUAAGGAAGAGGUGCAAGGAGGAGGAGAUGCAGAGAAGGUCCUGGCUGAGAUAGAUGUAGCUGUACUUGCUGAGCAGACCUCCACUGUGGUCCAAAAUGAACACUCAGAUAAUAUAACAGUUACACCUGAUGCUAAGGACAAAUGCCCUGAAGCCUUUGCUCCCAAAGCUGAGAUACCAGUAGAAUCCAUUACCUCUGAAACUGUGGAUGAGGAUUCAACAAUACCUCUCCACAAUGCAGUGGAUGUACUGUCAGAGCCAGAGAAGUGUUGUCUUGGCACUGUGGUGGUCACAUCUCUCCCAGACUCCCAGCUCACCCCACCAGAGCCCUGUGAGAAGGCAGCAUCUACCGACAGUGUCCCUCACCUGCCCUCAUCUCCAUCUCCCACUAUCACUGUGAUAAAGGGGGUUGAUGGUAAAGAGAAUAGGAGCUCUGUAGCGCACCUGAAUGACAGUCCACAGGAUCCUGAGGCUUCUCCAGCUUUAACAGGAGCUUCGGAGCCCACACAGAAUGGUCUGGUUCCCCAAAACCUCACUGGACUGGUGAAGGAACCAGUGAGAAAAAGUCCCUCUGGGACCAGAAAGAGUCAAAACUCCUGUGAACAAGUGAAGGAAGGUACCCAGGAAGGAUUGGUUGAAGUCCCAUCUUUGGAAGACCUCUUAGAUGAAGGAUCGGAGGAAGAAGUGCCAGAAACAAAGGAACAGGAGGAUGAGGAGAUGGAGAGUGCUGCUGCAGAGGCCAUGACAGGGGAUGAGAUGGGAGGGGAGGAGGCCCAAAAAGGAGAGGCCCAUCAGGGGCCCAGCACCUCUGCUGAUUUGGAGGUGUUACAAGUGAGGGAAGAAGAUGGUCCUGCUGGGGACGAUCUGGGAGUUAGCGAGGAAGACCUGUAUCGAGGAGCUGAAGAGCUCCCCCAGGGGCCAGUGAAACAUGCAGGCCCGGAGUCACUGUUUGAAAUCACACUUCCUAAGGUUGAGGACCGAUGCAGUCUGGAGCCAAUGGUGGAUAUUAUGUCCUACAGUGAGAGAGAGUGGAAGGGAAACACUGCCAAAAGUACCCUUAUUAGAAAGGGUUACACUGAGCUGUCUCAGAGGUUUGGGAGCCUGAGACGGGUGAGAGGAGAUAACUACUGUGCCCUCCGAGCCACUCUGUUCCAGGUGCUCUCCACCAGCACCCAGCUGCCUGUCUGGCUGCAGGACGAACACAUUUCCACGUGGCUGGAGGAGCUGGAAUGCCUGAUUGGCCAGUGGAUGUUCCCCUCAGAGUGCAGACAGAGGGAGGGAAGCGAAGAUGCCGUCCAACAGCUCAAACGCUACAUGGAACUCCUCCAGAACAGGUGGCAGGCGGCGGUGGGAUGCUCCAGUGCGGAGGAGAGAUUGUGUCUGUUUGAGCGUGUGUUCCAGGGAGGGGAGGAGGAGCUGGGCCUGCUGGAAGCCCUGAAGCUCCUCAUGCUGGGCCGGGCCGUGGAGCUCCACACCACCAUGCAAGAGGGAGGAGACGUGCCCGUCUUCUGCUGGCUUCUCUACGCACGCGACUCUUCCGACUGCCCACGCAGCUUCCUGUCCAACCACCUGAGCCAAGUGGGAUUCAGCGGGGGGCUGGAGCAGGUGGAGAUGUUUCUGCUGGGGUAUGCCUUGCAGUGCACCAUCCAAGUCUACAGGCUGUACAUGGCACACACAGAGGAGUUUAUCACCUAUUUUCCCGACGACCAUAAGGAAGACUGGCCCUGUGUAUGUCUGGUCACAGAAGAUGACCGGCACUACAAUGUCCCAGUGGGCCAGCCGAAUGGACUCCAGGUCCCAGAAGACCUCAAUGCAAGCUGAUUGGACUCAAAGUCCCUGAUUUGCCACUGAAGAAGCUGCUCAUGGCAGGCAGAACAGAAAGCACUCAUGUUGACUGGGUGAAUGCUGAACAUAUUCCUGCCUAUUGACAUUAUGGCCCCAUUUACACCUGUUAGAAAAAGAGCUUUUGGAAUCUGACUAGAACUGAUGAUUAAAUAUAUAUCAGAUCACAGGAUGCAUUUUUUUUAACAGCAGGUGUAAAUGGGUACUAAAAGAGCUUUUGGAAUCUGACUAGAACUGAUGAUUAAAUAGAUAUCAGAUCACAGGAUGCAUUUUUUUUAACAGCAGGUGUAAAUGGGUACUAAAACACCCAUAAAAGGGUGAGAGCAGAGUAGGCAGAGGUCAAUUCUUCACAGCACAUUUUAGCCUUGUUUGACACUGAAACCAUGACCUUGAAUCAAUUUUAGCUACCAGUUAGUUAUUGGUACUUAAAUUUAGAAGUUUAUUUUUUAUGUAACUCAUGAAAUACACAAUUUUAUUGUAAGGUUAGCAGUAACUGCAUUUUUAGAGAUGGGUUAACUGGAGUAUAGAAAGCUUGUUUGAUAAUUUGUACCUGCGUCAGUGGCAUGCCAGGUCUCUGCUUGCUGCCAUACGCUCGAGUAAAGGUGUGGUAUUAUUUCAAAAGUAACAUGCUGCCUUUAGCCAAGGUGCUCUUGGAGAAAAUGCAUUGUGCCAAUGUUGUUGAAAAAUCCAGAUACUGGCAACAGUUUCCUGGUUCAUUGUCAAACCAGCAGCCUCUGAGUUGGGUUCUACAUAUGAAGCCUGGCCUGGUCCUCCAUGUUGCCUUAAGUCAUUUAUGCACAAUAUGGGUGAACAUUGGUUGCUGCCUGGAGACCAUUUUGGUAAAAAAAAAAAAAUGUAACACUGAUUAUACCACUUGGGUAAACACUUUUGUGCAGUAUGAUUGCAGAGUUUUAAAG